Cynoglossus semilaevis (tongue sole) is the source of this 3200-nucleotide messenger RNA. RefSeq names its product PRP39 pre-mRNA processing factor 39 homolog (yeast) (gene prpf39). The record is from RefSeq and is a predicted model, not a curated record. Gene Ontology annotation, biological process: mRNA 5'-splice site recognition; RNA processing. The transcript is spliced from 15 exons. Gene Ontology annotation, cellular component: U1 snRNP; U2-type prespliceosome; commitment complex. Lineage: Eukaryota; Metazoa; Chordata; Actinopteri; Pleuronectiformes; Cynoglossidae. Gene Ontology annotation, molecular function: protein binding; pre-mRNA 5'-splice site binding. Bases 144 to 2741 code for a protein of 865 amino acids.
GGUACACUGAGCAUGCGCACUUUUUUCUGUUAGCGUUUCCUUGAAGUUCACAAGAAUGGUGGUGGAGACGCGUCUGGUCGUUUAAGGAUAGAUAAAGUCGCUUCGGAAGCUUCUUAAAACAUCGCCAAGUUUGCUAACAGUGCAUGGAAGAAAGUGGUCUACAACUCUCAGGCAACACUGUUACUGGAAUGCUGGAUAGUGAGUCCACUGCCAUGGAGAGCAAUGGGGAUGCCUUUCUUCCUGACCUUCCUGUUCCAAGCCAAGCUGCAGAUUGGUCUUUAGACCAAGGCACCGGAGAACCACUCACAAACAUCAUACCCGGGGAUUCUGAUGGAUCUCGAAAUGGUACAGGGCCACAGCAACAACCUUCUCAGGAAAUAAAUACCACAGAGAAGGCAGUGGAGCAGCUUCAUCUUGCAAGCGCACAGCUUUUUCAGGAGGUGCAGCCCCCUCAACCCCCAGAAAAUGUCGAACAGCCAUUAGAACACAAAAUAGCGGCUGAACAACAUGGACAGGAGAUGAGCCUGGAUCCAAGUACUGCUGGACAAGAUGGCACUCAAGAUGGCCCUGAAGCCCCACAGGCAAUGGAGGAUGGCAUGGAAUUGGAGGAGCCACCCAAAGAUGCCACUGAGCUAUCUGCCAUUCCAAUAGAACCAGAAAUGCCCAGUGAGUUUGAGAAACUCUAUAGAGGUUGUGAAGAGAAUCCGGAGGACUUCAAUGCUUGGGUCUAUUUGUUGCAGUAUGUGGAGCAGGAGAAUGUCCUCACUGCUGUGAAAAAGGCAUUUGAUGCAUUUUUGCUCCGCUACCCUUACUGCUAUGGAUAUUGGAAGAAGUAUGCUGAUAUGGAGAAGAAGCAUGGCAAUGUACAAGUUGCUGAAGAGGUCUAUAGGAGAGGCUUGCAGGUGAUUCCUCUCAGUGUUGACCUGUGGCUGCACUAUCUGACCUUCAUUAAAGAAAACUCAGAUCCUAACAACCCAGACACUGAGGGCCACAUUAGAGCAACCUAUGAACAGUCAGUGCUGGCGGCAGGCACAGAUUUCCGCUCAGACCGUCUGUGGGAGUCAUUUAUCAAUUGGGAAACUGAGCAGCAGAAGCUAGCCAAUGUCACUGCCAUCUAUGACCGCGUCUUGGGCAUCCCAACACAGCUCUAUUCUCAGCACUUUCAAAAAUUCAAAGAUCAUGUACAGAACAACAACCCAAAACACUUUUUGUCAGAAGACGAGUUUGUACGACUUAGGCUGGAGCUCUCUAAAGCCAGUCACGUGUCAAUGGUCAGCAACGAUGAUGAGACCCCUGUCAUGGAGGAGGAGCUUCCACCUGGAACAGAGGAUCUUGCCGACCCUGCCAAGAGAGUGACAGAGAUUGAGAAUAUGCGCCACAAAGUGAUUGAGGUUCGGCAGGAAGUGUUCAACCACAAUGAACAUGAAGUCAGCAAACGCUGGGCAUUUGAAGAAGGGAUCAAGCGACCAUACUUCCACGUCAAAGCCUUAGAGAAGACGCAGCUGACCAACUGGAAGGAAUACCUGGACUUUGAGAUUGAAAAUGGAACUCCGGAGCGUGUGGUUGUCCUGUUUGAGCGAUGCUUGAUUGCCUGUGCCCUCUACGAGGAGUUCUGGACUAAGGUAAUGUCACCGUUAACCUGGCUCUCAGCGCUGCGACUUCCCUGCACUCCCCCAAUCAACGAUGAUAAUCACAACGACACAGCACGUCCUGCACUCUCUUUGCGUGUAACGUUGAUAUGUGACUGUAUCUGUUGUAUUAGGGGAUGGCCAGCUUGCCACACAAGAAUUGACUGCAGCAUUUGCCAACUACUACGUUGCAUCUUCCUCGUCUCCCACUACCUUACAGAAUCUUAUCUAAUUGGUUCCAUGAAGUAUGCAAAAUAUCUAGAGAGCUACAACACUGAAUGUGUGAGACAUGUCUACAAGAAAGCCUGCACCAUCCAUCUGCCCAAGAAACCAGCCAUCCACCUGCUGUGGGCAGCCUUUGAGGAGCAACAAGGCAACCUGGACGAAGCCCGAGAAAUCCUGAUGUCUCUGGAGGCAGCAGUUCCUGGUCUGGCUAUGGUUUGUCUUCGGAGGGUCAGCCUGGAGCGUCGCAAUGGCCAAGUGGAUAAAGCGGAGGACCUGUUACGGGAGGCCAUGGAGUCGGCGAAGAAUGAGGGUGACGCGUCCUUCUAUGCUGUGAAGCUGGCAAGGCAUCUGUUGAAGCUGCAGAAAAGUGUGAGCAAAGCGAGAACAGUGCUCCUGGAUGCUAUUGAAAAAGACCAGACGAGUCCAAAACUGUAUCUAAACCUGCUGGAGCUGGAGUUUAAUGGUGAUGUGACACAGAAUGAGGCAGAAAUCCUAGCGUGCUUUGACCGAGCAUUGAGCAGCCAGAUGUCACUCGAGUCUCGCCUGCUCUUCUCUCAACGCAAAGUUGAGUUUCUUGAGGAUUUUGGCAGUGACAUCAAUAUACUUUUGGCCGCAAAUGAAGAACAGCAGAAACUACUUCAAGAGAUUGAAUCUGCAAAAAGGAAAGCUGAAAAUGGGUAUGAAAGUUCUCAGGAACCUGAUGCUAAGAGACAGCGUGUUGAUGACACUUCAGGAGCAGUAAGCACAGGGACAGACGCGCAAGCAAACAACUCGGCAUAUAAUUACAACUGGUAUCAGCAACAAUACGGUGGCUGGGGACAGAAUGCGUGGGGACAGUACAACCAAUAUGGCCAAUAUAACCAGUACUACCCUCCACCCCCUACAUAAUCACUAAAACCCGGACAUGAAGAUGGAGACUCUGAGGAAAUCAUCCAGUCAUGUUUGCCAUAUUACAGUAUCAACCAACAGAACGAAUGCUGAUUUAGGUUUUUAUAGCUAAGUUUAAGCAUUUAACUUGUAACCAGUUAUUUUUAAAAGUAAGAGUAAUUGGCUCUUUGUCUCCAACAGUGGGUGCUUUUUGGGUUCCUAAUGCAUGUUAUUUGACAAAGCAAUUCAAAUUGCUUUUGCUUGGAUAAAUGCUAAGUUUUGAUUGGAUGACUUUGUUUGAUCUCUCUCUUUGUGUUUUAGAUGAGGCAUACCUCUAAGUUGUGUUUCUUCUUCCUAUGCUGAUAGAUUUUAAAAAAGAAUAUUCCAUGGUUGUUUCCACUCACUCAAAUGAAGAGUUUGUUGAUUGUCUUUUUUAUUUUUGAUUUGUUUUCAUAAUAAAGUGAUACCCUCUGUCUAUUU